ACUGUUUUAUCAUUUAACACAUGUGCGCGGUGUACAAACAAUUAUAUAAAAACAUAAAUUGUUAAAGCAAUGUUCGCGAUAAUACGCCGGUUGGCGACAACUUCAAUUAGUAAUCCGCGCAGCUAUGCUUCAUUUGCUGUUAGAGAUAUACUGCGCGAAUAUGUUGAGGACACUGGAACGUUGCUGAAUCGGUUUUCCAAGCAUAUUGCCAUGGAGCGCUACAAAUGCGAAGAGCACGUGCUGCCAGCCAUUACAAUACGUUAUUCUGACUUUUUCCCAAUAACAGAUGAACGCUACUUUCGUCGCACAGUACAAAAGACGCCAGCAACCCAGUUGCCAGCCUUGAUUAUACACGCCUCCACCUACAGAUCCAAUGCAGCGCCACCGAUGUACGCGGCGACAUUGAACGCACUGGAUGCGCAGUCUACAGCACUGCUGGCAGAAAUGGAUACGAGCACAGUACUGGAAACACUUUAUGCCUUUCUGUUUCUUAUGCCCAAUUGGCUAAGGCGCAUAGAUUUUUAUCAUGCGGCUAUGCGACGUCUGGCAAAUGAAAACUGCAACAGCAAGGAGCGCUUCUUGCAAAUCUGUUUCUACAUGAGUUUCUACAAGCAACAGAAGGGCAGUUACCUAGAGACGUUUCUUGCCACACAUCUGGAGCAACACUUAUCUAAGCUGACUCCCAUGGAUUUGGCCCUAUUAAGCUAUGCAGUCUACAAAACUUCCACUGUAAUAAGAGGCGUAGCGCGUGAGCAGUACGAAGCCGCUUUAGUGGCAGCUACUCUGAACCUUAAGACCACAGAUCCAGGUGCAGAUGCACUGCUUGUUAGCUAUGUAAAAGCUAUGCGACUGCAACGUGUGCACAAUGAAGAAAUCUGCGAGCAACUGCAGCUAAUCUGCUUGGAUCCAGCUCAACUAGCGCAACUGCAGCCACGCGGUCUGGCACAUAUCUUUGCCUACUUUGCUGAAACGCAAUGGGAUCAGCCGGAUUGCAUGCAAGCACUUGUAGCACGUUUACUGAAGUACAAACCCAGCGAGCUGCGUGCCAAAGAUCUGGCCACAUUUAUAUGGAGCUGUGCGCAAUUGAAUUGUACACUAAGUGCAUCUGAGCUGAAGCAACUGGAGAUCUGGGCGUUGCGCAAAUUGGAUCAAGGCGAAUAUGACCGCUUUGCCGAUCAGCUAGUAGACACCAGCCUUUCAUUAUGCAUGCUAGGUCAAUACUCUAAGCAAUUGUUUGAUGGAGCCGAGGAGCUAAAGGCACAACAGCAACUACCACAGCGUGCACAGCCAAAAGUGGACAGUCGACUAAUUGUACUGCGUACCGCGGUGGCCAUUGAGCAACCCAGCUGGACAGACAUAAAACGAGAGCAGGUGUUUAAGGAACUUGGACGUGCGCCCGCAUAUCUGUUAAAUCAGCGCGAGGAUCUUACGGCCUAUUCCAAGCAGUUGACUGCAGAUGCUGAAGUUGAAGGUGUGGAUCUUGUGUGUCCCAUUGUGGGCAUCAAUUUGCCCAGCCUACGUGUGCAGACCUUGGGCGAACAAUCAGUCAUUUACUUUGUGGAGCUGCUAACGACGCAACAAACAUUAAAGUUCAGUAAGAAGCCAACGUCAUUAUUAAGGUUCAAACAGCGUUUAUCUGCUGGUAGUUAG
Drosophila busckii is the source of this 1650-nucleotide messenger RNA. Its product is annotated as CG4619. The coding region runs from base 70 to 1650 and encodes 526 amino acids. The transcript has a single exon. Lineage: Eukaryota; Metazoa; Arthropoda; Insecta; Diptera; Drosophilidae. The record is from RefSeq and is a predicted model, not a curated record.